This is a messenger RNA of Pyricularia pennisetigena, 474 nucleotides long. RefSeq lists its product as uncharacterized. Gene Ontology annotation, biological process: nucleoside metabolic process. Gene Ontology annotation, molecular function: catalytic activity. Lineage: Eukaryota; Fungi; Ascomycota; Sordariomycetes; Magnaporthales; Pyriculariaceae. The transcript has 2 exons. Bases 1 to 474 code for a protein of 157 amino acids. The record is from RefSeq and is a predicted model, not a curated record.
AUGGGCCGGCGCUGGCAGCAUGCCUUCCAAACGCCCGAAAACGCGAAAAGACUUGAGAUAGUCAUCAUCUGCGCUCUCACCCUCGAGGCCGAUGUUGUUAAGGACCUAGACGUCUUCCCAGAUUGCAAGUGGUACGCAAAUGGGCCCAGAGGAUAUGGAAAGGCGAAAGGCGCCCCCAAUUUCUAUUCGACAGGCUACAUUGCCAGUUAUAAUGUCGUUUUGGCGCACAUACCUAAAACGGAAAAGGCCAACGCGCCGGCCGUAGCAUCCCAUAGCCGCAUGAGCUUUCCAAACAUCCGCCUGGCACUGAUACUCGGUGUUUGCGGUGCAGUUCCUUCCAAAUUGGCUACAGCAAUAUCAAAAACGAGGUGGUUCUGGGUGAUGUUAUCAUCAGCCAUGGAGUUGUUCAAUACGACCUUGGCGCUCAGCUACCUGACCGGUUCGAGCCAUAGGAUACCAUGCUGGCGAGGCUAG